UUUUCCUUUAUUUGCUUAAAAAAUGUAUUGAAUUUAGUGUAAAAUAACGACCCUUUCUAUGUUUUUAGGGGGAUGGUCUCGUGUUGAAGUUAGCGAAGAAAUUCAGGCAAGUUUUCCUUUAUUUGCAUAAAAAAUAUAUUGAAUUUAGUGUAAAAUAUCGACCCUUUCUCUGUUUGUAGGUGGAUGCCCUCGUGUUGAAGUUAGUGAAGAAAUCCAGGCAAGUUUUCCCUUAUUUUCUUAAAAAAUGUAUUGAAUUUAGUGUAAAAUAACGACCCUUUCUAUGUUUUUAGGGGGAUGGUCUCGUGUUGAAGUUAGCGAAGAAAUUCAGGCAAGUUUUCCUUUAUUUGCAUAAAAAGUAUAUUGAAUUUAGUGUAAAAUAACGACCCUUUCUCUGUUUGUAGGUGGAUGCCCUCGUGUUGAAGUCAACGAGAAAUCUCGAAGAAAUUCAGGCAAGUUUUCAUUUAUUUGCGUAAAAAAUGUAUUGAAUUUAGUGUAAAAUAACGACCCUUUCUCUGUUUUUAGGGGGAUGGUCUCGUGUUGAAGUCAACGCAGAAAUGCGGGCAAGUUUUCCUUUAUUUGCUUAAAAAGUAUUGAAUUUAGAAUAAAAUAAUGCCCCUUUCUCUGUUUUUAGGUGGAUGAUCUACUAGUGUUGAAAUCAACGGAGAAAUUCAGGCAGGUUUCCCUUAUUUUCUUAAAAAAUAUUCAAUUUAGUGUAAAAUAACGACCCUUUCUCUGUUUUUAGGUGGACGAUUUCGUGUGGAAAUCAACAGAGAUUCGGGCAAGUUUUGAGUUAUUUGCUUAAAAAAUAUAUUGAAUUUAGAGGGAAAUAAUGCCCCAUUCUCUGUUUUUACGUGGACGUCCUCGUGUUAAAGUCAACGAAGAAAUCCAGGUGGAUGAUCUUAUGUCGAAAUCAACGGAGAAGUUCGGGCAAUGGACGGGAAUGUCGGUGACUGAAAGAUGCGGUCGCCAGUCUAAAAAGACGCAGUUUCCGUUUUCACUUUUCGCGUUCUACGUUCUCUGUUUCAUACAAAGUAAUGUGUGAAAUUGUUUAAUUAACACUUUAGAGAAAAGGAGUGAAAAACUGUAAAAAAAUAUUGUUAUAUCGCACCAUAGUGUAAUCUACACUAUGACCUCCCUUAGUCUAUCGUUAUUGAUUUUGCGUCACCCUGUAAUUAAAAAUCAUUCUAAGUAGUUACAGAAAAUAUCAAAACAAUUAGAAAAAUAUUCCAUUUUGAAAUGUCGUCAGGAUUUUCAUUUGGUCAAAAGCCUAACGAAACGCCACAGUUUGGUCAAACAUCAUUCGGAUCAUCAUCAUUUCAACUGGGUGCACCCGGAUCCAAUACUGUUGCUUCUCCACAGUUUUCAUCGACGUUUGGUGGUAAACCAAGCGGAUCGCUUCAAUUCAGUACACCAACUUCAACCCCAGCGUUCGGAACAAGUUUCAAUUUUAAUUCGCCGUCAUCUCAAGCAACCGUUACCACUGCUGCUGCACCGUCUUUUGGGUUUAGCACACCAGCACCUGCCUACAGUUUUGGAGGACCAACACCUGGAUUAUUUUCUCAACCAACAACGCAGAGUAGUUUGUUUCAAACACCAACAACUGCUACACCAAGUUUUGGUUUGGGCGCUGCUAAGUCACCAUUUACUUCAGCACCCACAAGUGGUAUGUUUACUAUUCCUUCAGCGUCAGUUACAUCUUCUGGAGCUCAACCUGCAACUUUAAAUUUCGGGGCCCCUACACCACCUGCUGCUUCAACAUUUGGUAUUUCACAACCGACAGUACCAAAAAUGCCAUUUGGAACUUCAACUGGAUUAACCUUUGGUGCCACUCCUAUUACAACUGCUGGUUUGUCUUUUGGUUUAACAUCCACAGCCGCAACUCCUAAGUUGUCAUUUGGGCCAUCUGUCGCAUCAACACCUUUGAAUUUUGGAGGAAGUCCACAAAUCUCAACCGCCUCGACAGCUUUAAAUUUUUCCACACCUAAAUCAGCACCACAAACGGGAUUAAGUUUUGCACCAUCUGCUUCAGCAAGUUUAACUUUUGCAACACCUACAACAUCGCAGGGUGUUGGUUUGGGUUUUUCAGCUGUUCCCACGACUAGUUUAUCUUUCCCGCUACCCACUGCAACAACGACAUCCGCAGGACUUAACUUUGGAACGUCCACUGCGGCACCUUCAGGUUUUUCCAUUCAGCCCACAUCUACUGCACCACCUUCACUGGGUACAGCGUUUGCAAUGCCCAUCUCCACUGCUGCAACAACUAGCGCACCUCAGGCUUCUGCAACGCUUACAUUUGGAACAACAUCUCUACCAGCUACUACAAUUGCUGUGGCGCCUACACUCUCAUUUCCUUUGAGUGCACCUUCAACAACUUCAUCCACAUUUUCGUCCACUACACCUACAACCACAGCUUCAUUGAGUUUUGGGACUCCCGUUGUGGCUUCUUCUAUGCCUGCAUCCACUGGUCUAUCGUUCGGUCUUGGUGGGAUAUCUAUAGCGAAGUCAACUGCAGCAAGUGUGCCUUCAACCUUUGGAAUUGGAGCACAACCUCCACAGCCACCUCCUCCUGCGCGUACAGUCGGCUUGGGGGGAAUCAGCUCUACCCCACCAAAACUCACAACACCAACAACAAGCACACAGGCUCAAAUUCCACCAAAAGAACAGCCUCUACCUCAGGAAAUACUACAAACAGUUGAGCAGUUUAAAAAAUUUGUGCAAGAACAGAAAAAUUUUUCGUCCGAGAUCGCCCGGUCGUCCAUCAAAGAAUUGAGGAAGGUGGAGGCCGACGUUGAUUUAAUCAACAAUUGCAUGAACGAGGUGGAAAACGAAAUGCGAAAGAAUAAGGCGAUUGCGGAAAAGAUUAAGCUUGACACGGCCAAAGGCUUACAAAAUGCGGAAAUGGCACAGAGAACUUUUCAUACGCCCGCCGGCUUGCAGUACGAAAAUACUGCUCCCUUCGAGUACUUCAUAGAAUUAUCGGAUAGCUUCGAAAAGGAAAUGACCGAGCUAAAGUUACGAAUUGAAAGUGUCAGUAAGCAUGUAAAGAAUACGAUGAAUCCAUCUAAACUUACCCCUCAAGAUUUGGCGCUGGGUAUGCGCAGACUUCACGAAGCAUUCGUAUCAUUGGCUGGGCAGUUACAGUCUGUGCAUAACCAAGUCGAAAUGCAGAAAGAGCAAUAUCUGAACAUGCGUAAGACGUUGUUUAACGAUUAUUCAAACGUGUUCGAGACACGGCCUAAGCAGUCGAAAGAAUGGGAAACAAUUCUGGGCGAUUUAACCAAACAGCAAAUGCACAACAAUUCGAGUCCGACGCCUUUUAAUUUACUCGGAAGCUCUCAAGUUCAGACACUGGCGCAAAAUUUUUCCUCGAGUCUUCCCACGACGACAACUUUAGGGGCACCCAUAACAACUGGAUUUAAUAUAGGAACAGCACCAACCAUGCCACUUUUUGGUAGCACCCUACCUACCUCGUCAUCAUUAUUUAACACCUCUUCUUCCAAUGCUUUCCAACUACAGAAACCACCGGUCGGCAAUAAACGAGGGAAGCCAUAGUGCCGGUUGCGAAAACUAUAUAGAGUGUAAAAGUGCAACUUGGUAGCAUCGUUUUAUUAACUUUUAUAAACUAAUAAUAUACAAAAUCAAUAAUUUAACAUGUAGUAAAAAAACUUAAAUUGCUCCAACUUGAAGAACUGGAAUCAACAACUGAAAAGCGUUCUUCAGAUAGGACGUGCUGUUGGCCGACUGAAAUUGAAAUAUUAAAUUUAACGUUAAAUAAACGACAUCCUUUUA
Messenger RNA from Photinus pyralis (common eastern firefly), 3789 nucleotides. It is a transcript of the gene Nup58, whose product is annotated as nuclear pore complex protein Nup58. Gene Ontology annotation, cellular component: nuclear pore. The record is from RefSeq and is a predicted model, not a curated record. The transcript is spliced from 9 exons. Bases 1237 to 3552 code for a protein of 771 amino acids. Gene Ontology annotation, biological process: nucleocytoplasmic transport. NCBI's taxonomy places the organism in Eukaryota, Metazoa, Arthropoda, Insecta, Coleoptera, Lampyridae. Gene Ontology annotation, molecular function: structural constituent of nuclear pore.